UCGCUCGUUGGAAUGCAUUCAAAAAUAACCGUCCAGCCAAACAACAACACCAAGCGUACGCCGUGUACCUGCCCCUGUGUGCUGUGUAGAUAAUUAUUUGUACCGUUCUUGGAAGUGAAUUUUACCGUGCAUCCGUAGUAUGUCUCAGCCGAGUGAGAAACAGACCCAAACCUCGCCAACGUACGGAACGCCCACACUGAACGACUGGAAGCUAUAUUUACGAAACUUGCAACAACUUCCCACCCAGCAAACGAUGGCAGCGCGGGAUUCAUCUUCCUCCGAAUCUUCCUUCGAGCUGGAGGAAAGCUUCAAAGCGCUGCUGCAGCGCAAACGACAGGAAAUGCAGGAAAAGGCGUGCGAAGAACAUUUCCUUGCCGCCGAGGGUGGCUCUCGCGACGCAGCCCGAUCGGCUCCGGUGCCGCAGUCCGGCAACGAUUCAACGUUUCUCGAGCGGGACUCGAUAAGCAACAUAUCCGACACUAGUUUCGAGGAGAUGGAGAAGAUAUGUGCCGUGCUGGACAAGGUGAACGGGUUCGACACGAGCGUGGGAGCGAAGGAGGAGAGGCACAAACCGGCAACCGCCACCAUGCCAGGGUCGGUAACGCUGCUGGGCGAUGUAACGCAGCUGGAGGAAAUCGACGAACCGUCCGGACUGUGGGAAAACACAAUACUGCCCGGUGGUGGAGGCGGUGGUGCGGUUGAACUUUCACCCGUCAAGCGCAUGCAUCUGCUUAGACCGUCCACAAUUCUGGAGGAAACAACAACAUCAUCGGCGGAAGCGUCCAAAAACUCGUCCCUCGAUACGUUCAUCUCGGCCAAACAGGUGGUGGAGGAUUCGGACAAUAGAAACUCGGCGAUCAGUGGCAGCGAGGUGUACCGCACGGCACAGGAUACGUUCGGGACGGAUUCUUACGCCCGUAGCAGCAUACUGGAUAUGGAUUCGGGUGUAACGAGCGACAUCACGGCGGUCGAUAAUCGUACCCGGCACGAACGCGAGGAGGAAGAAUCCGGGUACAGUAAGGACUCUACCAGAGAGGCAGGAGAGUCGCUGGUGGACGACAUGGAGCAGCAUCAGCAGCAGCAGCAGCAGCACGUUAUCAUUUUGGACAGCAGCACGAGCGAUUGUGAGGAAGAGCGGGUAGAUGGACAUGGACAUGGACCGGCAGGGUACGAAACGCUGGGUAAUGCAGACCCCUUAGAGUCGCUGGUCAGCGAGCGAGAUGAAAGCCUUCUGGAACGGGAAGGAUCACCGUCGUACUACGAUGAGCAUGGCGCGACGACCGAAAACUACCCGGACGAAAUGUCCGUGAUGGAUGAAAUGCCUGACCGCUUUAACGACACACUCGAGGAGACGGACUUUAUGCUGAAGCAGGGCAUGAAGCUGAUGGCACUGAAGAAGCAACAGCAAGAGGAGGAAGAACGUCGCAGGGAGGAGUCGCAACAUUCGUACCUGUACCGCGAGCAGCUGGAAAGCAGCAGCCAGGUGGUAAAGUCUCGCACCAACUCCGACUCGGAGGACGGUGCCCGUCCAAUGCUGCACACACCGAAGGAUAAGUAUAAGGGGGCUACAACACCGUCAGGAACAUCGCACAUGUCGUAUCUCACACCUACCGGAAGCAUGGGUGCCAAAAUGGCCCACGGUUCACACAGCGGCGCAAAGCAGACACUGUUUUCUAGCGUGGGAAAAACGGCCGCUCCAAAACAUCCAACCCCCAGCGGGGCGGUCACUUCGUCGGGAUCGUUCAAAAAACCCGUCAGCCGUUUGCCACAGCUGCGGGUACCGGCGGGCCGCAAGUUUGAUCACAUCGUGUCGCCCAUCGGCGCUUACAUCAAGCAAACGCCCCAGAGCAUGCUGCAGACCAAGAUAAACCGCCACAACAACAUGAACCUAAUCGAUGUGCUGCACAGCGAAAAUCGGGACAGUGCCAUUAGCACUGGCAGUAGCAGCAGCAACAGCAAGGAAAAUCAUGGCGUCAAUCUGAAAGGAUACACGUCUACGCUGCCGGGCAAGGGUGUGAUCAGCUCGAACCGGGCCCAUGUGCUGGAUGAGCGAAACGUGGUACGCAUCCCGGGCGGCGAAAAGAUGCAGAAGCUUAUCAACAACUCACCCACGAUGGUCAUUCGCCACGAGGGGCGCAUUAAGUACGCCGAACGUGCGGCCGAUGGUCAGCAGCGCACACUGGCGCACAACAUUAGCGCCCUCACCGACGACAGCUUGGUCGAUCUGUCCGUCCUGUCGAAUGAUGUGUCCGUCCGCGUGCUGAAAGACGCCAAACGCUACCACUGAUAAUGCACAGAGAAGUGGAAAUUGGAACUACUUUUUUAUAUGUAAUAAUACGAUUUAUAAUGAGGAAAGAUGUUAUAAAUGAAAUAUAAUAUUAGA
Molecule: messenger RNA, 2383 nt
Organism: Anopheles merus
Lineage: Eukaryota; Metazoa; Arthropoda; Insecta; Diptera; Culicidae
Exons: 2
Coding region: 140-2287 (715 amino acids)
Source: RefSeq, a predicted model, not a curated record